Molecule: messenger RNA, 897 nt
Organism: Verticillium nonalfalfae
Lineage: Eukaryota; Fungi; Ascomycota; Sordariomycetes; Glomerellales; Plectosphaerellaceae
Exons: 1
Coding region: 1-897 (298 amino acids)
Molecular function (GO): 3'-5'-RNA exonuclease activity
Source: RefSeq, a predicted model, not a curated record
AUGGUCGCCAAGAAGACAGGCUCAUCGGGCGAGGCCCUCCCCGUCCGGGUCGUCACCUUCAACGUCCGCUACGCUGCACCGAGGCCCAUGCCCAACGAAAAGUCCUGGCAGGUCCGCUGCCCGAAGAUCUGCACGCAGCUCGACUUCAUCACGCGGGGCCACGACUCGCCGUUCCUCUGCCUCCAGGAGGUUCUCUACCCGCAGCUCCUGGACAUCCAGGCCGGCCUCGGCGAGGGCUGGGGGUACGUCGGCAUCGGCCGCGACGAUGGCGACCGGCUCGGCGAGCUCUCCCCCGUGUUCUACCGCGUCGGCACGUGGAAAUGCGAAGUGUUCAAAAACUACUGGCUCAGUGAGACGCCCGACCGACCGUCAAAAGGAUGGGACGCGGCGCUGCCGCGCAUCGUCACGGUGGGCGAGUUCGUGCAUAAGCGAACGGGCCAGAGGGCUGUUGUCAUGAGCACGCACUUUGACCACCUUGGCGUAGUGGCGCGCGAGCAGAGCGCCAAGCUCAUCCUGCGCAUCGCAGCCCAGUGGGCCGAGGAGCGAGCCUCGAGCCCGCCCGCGGCUGUCAUCCUCGGCGGCGACUUCAACAGCAACCCCAGCGACAACGCCUACAAGAGCAUGGUCGCGAAAGGGUCCGGCAUGGCCGACGCUCAUGCUCUGGUGCCGGCGGAGAAGCGGUACGGAAACGAGCUGACGUACACUUCAUUCGAUGAGCCGGACCAGCAGGCUGUGAGGAUCGACUUCAUCUUCGUAAAGGUGCCUUCCGAUGUCAAGGUAACCACCUUUGGCGUUCUGACUAAUCGGUUUGAUGACGGUGUCUUCCUGUCAGACCAUCGGCCUGUCGUUGCAGAUUUGGAGGUGCGAGCUGCGAAGGAUAGCAGUGCCAGCUCAUGA